Messenger RNA from Echinostoma caproni, 1590 nucleotides. The record is from the annotation of a GenBank genome assembly. NCBI's taxonomy places the organism in Eukaryota, Metazoa, Platyhelminthes, Trematoda, Plagiorchiida, Echinostomatidae.
AUGAAGGUCCACAACCUGUCUAGCAGUAAUCGUCCAAGACGAAGCACAGUGGCGAACGAGCAACCGCCGGAUAGAAAAACCAUCUUGGAACAGCGCAAUGUGUUCGGUGGUUCGCCAGACCCCGGCCUGAGCGAGAAUGCAUGCUUGUCUGAACCGGUCGGUUGGUCUGUCGAUUCAGUCAAACCUACCGAGGCAUCAGACCCCACUCGGAAUGCUCAGUGUGACAUGUAUAUCACAACUGAGCAUCCCAAGGCUUGCCGUCCGCUCGGUUAUGAGUCCUGUGGCAGACAGCGUUGGUUCGGACGUCGAAAAGAUCGAAUGGGAUUUCGAUCCACCUUAUUUCGACGUCUACCACGAAGUCCACCACCUCCAGCACCCCUGCCAUCGUUCCUGGUACCACCGGAGGGUGAAUUGGAAGAGUCAGUCGAUUUGUCCCCGAAGAAAUCCGAUCCAGAUCAGGGUGAGAAAACUAUCCACGACGAUCGUGAACCAGACGCCCUUGUUCGACCAUUUACCCCGGCAGAUUGUAAUGCAAAUAAUGCGACCAAACUGACUAAUGAUGAAGUGAACCAGAUCAGCAAUUUCAUCGAACGUCUAUGGCAAACACGUGAGAAAGGUGGUAAAAACAAUAUGCUAACGGAAGAAGAAAUGAUUGGGAUAUGUACAAAAGUUCGACCGAUAUUUUUAUCUCAACCGAAUCAGCUGGAUUUGCAAGGUCCACUGAAAAUAUGUGGCGAUAUUCAUGGACAAUAUAGUGAUCUACUUCAUCUAUUCGAAUUGUGCGGUAAACCAGACAAAAUUAACUAUCUGUUUCUCGGAGACUAUGUGGAUCGGGGUAGACAUAGUUUGGAAACAAUAGCAUUAUUAUUAUGCUAUAAACUGAAAUAUCCAUGUCGUUUUUUUCUUCUACGAGGCAAUCAUGAAACCCAAUCGGUUACACGGAUCUAUGGAUUUUUUGACGAAUGCAAAAGACGAUUCACUGUCAAGCUGUGGCGUCAAUUUAUCGACACCUUCAACUGUUUGCCUGUAUGCGCGAUUAUUGAGAAUCAAAUAUUUUGCUGUCAUGGUGGUCUAUCCCCAGACAUGCUUACCCCAGAAGUCACGGACUUAUUUGAAUUGAAACAAAAGAUUCGAAAAAUUCAACGUCCUUGUGAUGUGCCGGAGAAUGGGUUGUUAUGCGACUUGCUUUGGUCCGAUCCGUGGUACAUUGAUUAUUCGGAAAAAGCGGCCGAACCGACUGGAUGGGAGGCCAGUGAACGAGGCGUCUCGUACAUGUUCGGUCCGAAUGUGAUUGAUCAAUUCUUGGAAAGAUUCAAUCUGGACCUGAUUGUACGAGCGCAUCAGGUUGUGGAAGAUGGAUAUGAGUUCUACGCGAAUCGCUCUCUCGUGACCGUGUUCUCAGCGCCGAACUAUUGCGGUGAGUUUGAUAAUGCGGCUGCGGUGUUUUGUCUCUCACGACUGACCGGGAAUUUGGACAGUUUACAACCGACACAUUCCAAUCUGAUCACGGAUGAUGAGGCGAUGACACAAGAGGAAGCCGAUUUGGAAGGCAGUUUUCAAAUUAUACGUUCUGUGGCUCCGAAAAAAUAG